CUCGGUCCACGUGCGCCUUGCCUUGGUCUUGAGUAAACGAUGGCGAGCCGAGUGGUCGGCAGCGCGACAGUGAAUACGCCCAAACAGCUAUACAAAUAUUUAUUACGUGAAUGCGAAAAACUACCGAAACACACGCAGCAAUUUUACAAGCAUUCGGUCAAACAAAGCUUUAAACAGCAUGCCACGGAAUCCGAUGAAGAACGCAUACAGCAAAUUAUGGAGCGAGCGCUGAUAGAUGCCAAGUGGGUGAUACAAAAGUAUAAUCAGCCAGGUAGUACUCCGACGUCCAAAUGAUAAAUCGACACAAAUUAUAAUUUACAAAUAUAUGUGUCAAAUUAGUAUUAGAUAGAAAAAAAUAUGAAUUUUGAACAAGUUGUUAGUGCGAGCACCAACGGCAAUAACUCACACUUUUGGAAAGCUAUCGGGAUUUGGAUGAGAAAUCCACAUGUUGUGAAUCGUCGGGUCCUGGCGUCUCAAGAAUUAUUAGUGAUCGUAGCCAACUGUAAUGCUCUGGAUAUUUUUAAACGUAUCGAGAAAUUGCAGAUCCAACUUGAUAAUUUUGAGUGUGAUGCAUCUUCAAAGGAUACAAAGCAUUUAUUAGAUAUCUUGAAUAUCGCAGAAUAUUGUCAAUCAAUUCAAUAUCCAAUCGAUUCGAUCGAGACGUUAGACAACGAUAAGACUUACCUGCACGUGAGGAAGUUGCUGCCUCGCAAUACACAAAUAUUCUCGCCCACGUUGGAAUUUGUGUUCAUCGACAAAAAGUCGGUUAGUGUUACUAGUCUCCACAAACCGAUCGUCCCGGAUAAACGAUCCUUGGGUCCGAGUACAGCCUACAGGAUACAGCAUCGUGAAUUCAUUUCUACAUGUAUAGACAUAUGCAAUUCGGACGAAGAUAACGAUAAAGGUUGUGAUUGGCUCAAGUCUAAGUUCUUUCCGCGGCUGAUGAAAUGGAUGGAUAGCAAGGAUGAAAACGCUGGUCUGAGAAUCAAUUCUCUCGGUCUUAUCUCCAUCGAGAAAUAUACUUUCCUGUAUAAUCGGUUGAAAGAGAAGUACGGCGCGGGUAUGGUAAAGGUGUGGUCGGAGAAUACAGAUCCGGCGAAGUUCAUCUACGAAGAUGUCGCGAUCGCGACUUACCUGUUACUUCUAUGGGAAAAGGAGAGAUCGGAAAAAGGGCUGCAGGGAUUACAAUCGUUCGUUGACCUUGGCUGCGGAAACGGUCUUCUCGUUUACAUCUUGUCGAGCGAGGGUCAUAGAGGGACAGGAAUUGAUUUACGCAGGAGGAAGAUCUGGGAUCUGUUUCCGGAGAGCACUCAUUUACAAGUCGAUACAAUUGUUCCUUCCUCAGACACGAUCUUCCCUAGCGUGGAUUGGAUUAUAGGUAAUCAUUCAGAUGAGCUUACCCCGUGGAUUCCCGUGAUCGCCGCGCGCAGUUCCUACGAAUGCCGGUUUUUCUUAUUACCAUGCUGUGCUUACGAAUUUGACGGCAGGAAAUACCAACGGUACAAUGCCGCUGAGAGCCAGUAUUCGGAGUACAUGUCCUAUGUUAGAAGCAUCUGCGAGGGCUGCGGUUUUCUUACAUCAGUGGACAGACUGCGAAUUCCGUCGACCAAGCGGACCUGUUUUGUCGGAUGGAAGAGGACUUACGCGAAGGAGAAUACCGCGGCGUUGGACGCCAAUAUCCAGAGGAUCAUAAACGCGAGGUCUACGUCUUUGGAGGAGAGCGUAAAGAUCGAAGCGAAGGAGGAUGAUAGAGGUCUAUGGUCCGCGAGUUUUAAACCGAGAGAGUCGACGGAACGAACGCGGAAUUGCACACAACUGGACAGAGAUCUGAUCCUCGAGAUAAUUAACGCGGUCGCAGCGCAUCUCCUCCGUGCAGGUCGUAGGAUACCAUUGGAACGGAGACCCGGUGAAACAUGGAAUGCCGGCGGACAGAUCGGCAUCGGUGAAUUGGCAAAGAUGAUCGCACCCAGGAUGUUGCAACAGCUGCGAAACGAGUGUGGCGGGCUGCAAACCUUACUGAAGAAUCACAGUCAUAUCUUCUGCGUCGCUCAGGGGAAGGUGCAAUUUAGAAUUCCCGGUACCGUUGACAAGAAGAAGAAAAAGAGGCGAAACACUAGCGCACCUCUGAAGAAGGUGAAGCCCUGCUGGUUUCAUAAGAAUCAUCCCGACGGUUGUCCCGCUCUCGAAAUCGACUGCGAUUUCCAACACUGA
Pogonomyrmex barbatus (red harvester ant) is the source of this 2211-nucleotide messenger RNA. RefSeq names its product putative tRNA (uracil-O(2)-)-methyltransferase. The record is from RefSeq and is a predicted model, not a curated record. Gene Ontology annotation, molecular function: tRNA (uridine) methyltransferase activity. Gene Ontology annotation, biological process: tRNA methylation. Lineage: Eukaryota; Metazoa; Arthropoda; Insecta; Hymenoptera; Formicidae.